AUGAGAAUGCCGAUGAUGGAGACAGAAAAUACGCCGGUAGAGGCCUCAUCACGCGAGGUGCCCGAUCGUCUGCCCUUUCCGCCUGUGACCUACUCCCAUAUUCUCCAUUGCUCCUACCAUGACUGGCACCCUCGGUAUCGUCCACUCAUUCCAAAAUCACGUCUUAUUCCCCUCACGCCCGCCUUUGUGAACUACCUCCGUGCCGACGGCAUUAUUCUUCCACCUGAAGUCCGACCUCCGAGAGAGGAUGACGAGCUUGAUGCAUACGAAGAUUCCGAGGAGGGAGAGGAGGAUCCAUCUGCGGAGUGGCAAGAGAUCCAUGCUCAGAUCAAGAACACCAUUGCAGAACUGGGCGGCAAGGUCACCCCGAAGCUGAAUUGGAGCGCACCCAAAGACGCAACGUUCAUGUCCGCAACAAAUGACACCGAAUGCCGGUCGCCUAACGAUAUAUACCUACUCCUCAAAAGUAGCGAUUUCAUCACGCAUGAUCUCGAGCACCCCUUCGACGAUUGCGAACCAGACAACAUCAAUGGCAAAGUUUCAGAUGACACCCUGCCAGACGUGCCGUACCACCUGAUUCUAAGGCAAUACGUCAACUUUAACCCGUCCCUCGAGUUCCGAUGCUUCGUACGCAAUCGCAAGUUGCUUUGCAUGUGCCAACGUGACCAAAAUCAUUUCGAUUUCCUCUUUGGUAUGCGCGAUAUGCUUCGAUCACGGAUUCAAUCGUUCUUCGACGAGAAGCUGCGGGACACUUUCCCCGAUCCCAACUUCACCUUUGAUGUAUAUAUUCCGGCUCCGCAUCAGCGCGUCUGGCUGAUUGAUAUCAACCCUUGGGCACAGCGGACCGAUCCGCUUCUCUUUAGCUGGUUGGAAAUCCUCCGGAUGAAGGACCCUAUCGGCUUCGAAGAGGAGGCGGAUAAUGGGCUUGAGGAAGAGGUUGUGCGCAUCUCCCUUCGGGAUGGUAGCAUUAUGACUCACCCAUCCGAUGGAGAAGCUGAGGGAGAUUCUGUUUCGGAGGACGAAGAGGUAGAGAAUACUACUGCUGAGGGAGAUGAUCAGUUCGCACCUUUCUUGCCGGAGUUCCGUCUUAUCAAGAAGGAUGACCCGGAGUCAUAUUCUUUCAACACACCGCAGUUCUCGGCUCAUAAGGUGCCAAAGGAGCUUGUUGAUGCAUCUUUGGCGGGGCCUGGCGGUAUGAGCGAGUUCCUGGGCAAGUGGCAGGAGAUUCUGAAGCAGCAGGAGCGAGAGGAUCAGGACACUGGCAACGAGUCCAACUAA
Penicillium daleae is the source of this 1278-nucleotide messenger RNA. It is a transcript of the gene cdc123, whose product is annotated as cell proliferation protein CDC123. Bases 1 to 1278 code for a protein of 425 amino acids. Gene Ontology annotation, cellular component: cytoplasm. The transcript has 2 exons. The record is from RefSeq and is a predicted model, not a curated record. NCBI's taxonomy places the organism in Eukaryota, Fungi, Ascomycota, Eurotiomycetes, Eurotiales, Aspergillaceae.